Molecule: messenger RNA, 1767 nt
Organism: Electrophorus electricus (electric eel)
Lineage: Eukaryota; Metazoa; Chordata; Actinopteri; Gymnotiformes; Gymnotidae
Gene: mvda
Product: mevalonate (diphospho) decarboxylase a
Biological process (GO): isopentenyl diphosphate biosynthetic process, mevalonate pathway; isoprenoid biosynthetic process
Cellular component (GO): cytosol
Molecular function (GO): diphosphomevalonate decarboxylase activity
Source: RefSeq, a predicted model, not a curated record
GUGUCUUAACACUAACCAAUCGUAGGCACCGCUGUCAUACCAUGGCUUCCCAAAUUUCGGUGUGCGAUGUAUUUCUUGCAACUUUGCUUUUUUGUGUGUGGAGAAAUUUAUUUUUAAAGAUAGCGACAUCGGACUGUAUUAAUUCAGUGAAUUAGACAUGAUGCCGGAGACAAACAGCGAACAUGCAUCAAUGAUCACGUGCACUGCGCCAGUAAAUAUUGCGGUCAUUAAAUACUGGGGUAAACGGGACGAAGUGCUGAUCCUACCAGUUAACUCCUCACUUAGUGUCACUCUGCAUCAAGACCAGCUUAAAACGACUACAACAGUUGCAUGCAGCAGAGAUUUCCAAGAGGACCGUAUCUGGUUGAAUGGCAAAGAGGAAGAUAUUAACCAGCCAAGACUGCAGUCUUGCCUUAGAGAGAUCAGACGGUUAGCACGGAAGAGGCGCAGCAAUGGCGAUCCUAGCUCUGACGUCAGUUUGUCUCAUAGAGUCCAUAUCUGUUCUGUCAACAACUUCCCAACUGCGGCUGGUCUGGCGUCCUCUGCAGCUGGCUAUGCCUGCCUGGUGUACUCCCUGUCUCGCUUGUUUGGAGUGGACAGUGAGCUGUCCCUGGUGGCACGGCAGGGCUCAGGGAGUGCCUGCAGGAGCCUGUAUGGAGGUUUUGUCCAGUGGAAGAUGGGUGAGAGGCAGGAUGGCAAAGACAGUCUGGCUGAGCAGGUGGAACCUGAGUCUCACUGGCCAGAGCUCAGAGUUCUGGUCCUGGUGGUUACUGCAGAGCGGAAGCCUGUUGGAAGCACUUCUGGCAUGAAGACCAGUGUGGAAACGAGCACACUGUUAAAGUACCGUGCAGACAGCGUGGUUCCAGGUAGGAUGGAGGAAAUGAUCAGUGCUAUCCGGAGACGAAACUUUGCAGACUUCGGUGAGCUCACCAUGAAGGAUAGUAAUCAGUUUCAUGCCACCUGCCUGGACACCUACCCUCCCAUAUUCUAUCUAGGCGACAUAUCCCAAAAGGUCAUCGGCCUGGUGCAUCACUACAAUCGGCAUUACCAAGAGACCCGAGUGGCAUAUACAUUCGAUGCUGGUCCUAAUGCUGUGAUUUACACCUUGCAAGACUAUGUUCAGGAAUUUGUCGAGGUGGUUCGACAUUUUUUUCCUCCAGAAUCCAAUGGUGGCGAGUUUGUGAAAGGCCUUCCUAUUGGCCGUGCCUCACUGUCUGAAGAGCUGAUUAGAGCCAUUGGGGUGGAGUCUGUACCAAAGGGCAUCAGCUACAUCAUCAGCACUAAGGCUGGCCCUGGUCCAUGUAUGGUGAAGGACCCAGACUUUCACUUGUUGGGUCCAGAUGGACUUCCAAAGAAAAGUACCUGAGUAUUAAUGGAUGGCAUGCAGCACCAAAGUCUGACAUCGAAUCAAAAGUAUGAAUAAAUGCAUAAUUUAACCUAAAUGUUAAAUAUUGGAGAAUGAUAUGGUUUUUAUAAACAACUGUAUUGCAUUUGGAUAAUAUCUGGAAUUGGGUUUUGUUUUUUUUUACCAAAAGUGCAAGAAUAUGUCUUUACACAUGUAUGUAUAUACAUUAAUUUCAGGCAGAUCUUUUAAUGCAUUUUUAUAGUUUGUGAAUAUUCUUUUAAUGACAUUCAAAUAUAUAUAUAUAUAUAUUUUUUUGUUGUUGUUGUUGUUGUUGUUGUUGUUGUUGCUGACAUGACUCUGGCUCUUGAUUUUUCUUUCUUUCGUUUCCUUUAUCUCACAAUUAAACCCACUCUAGCACCUGA